UAUAUCUUCUUCCAUCUCUUACAUAUAAUAAAACAAAACCAUCGAAGUAUAAACCCUUAUAAUUCGAUGAUACUAUUUAGAUGAGAACCUGCAUUCUUGUUGCAUUAUGUGUCAACCCUCUCACCAAAGCUUCAAUUCUUCUCACCUUGUAACCCUUCGAAUGUGAGGGAAAGCAAUGACUUUACCUUAAUUGUGUUGCCCUAUUGUGGUUCUUCAUAGUAGCUUUGAUAGGUAACCAACACCGAAUAAAUACCUUGAUUUUCAAAAUAAUUAAUGGCAUGCUAUAUUGAGGUUGUCUAACAGGCUCUUCAACCCAUGAAUCAACAUAAUCAGUUUUCUAUCCUUCUAUCUUAUCACAAUGUGGCAUAACCAUAUUAUAGUAGCUACAAGAGUAUUAUCAUAAACAACCUUUUGAUCAUGCAACAUCUUAGAAUAAUUAGCAUUACUAGAAUAAGGAUCAAGUCACAUUUUCAUCAACUUUCAGUUCUGGUGUUGUAGAUGUGGAAGUAAUAACAUCACCAAAGUUAGGUUCAUAAAACUAGAUCACUCUAUCCCAUUGAUGUUUAGUAAAACUCUCAAAGAAAGCAUUCACAAUGGCAUCAAGCUUGGCUUGUAUAUUCUGACAAUCUUACUAGGAAGCUCUUCAAGCGACGUUAGCUUGUUACUGAUCUUUGAUCUUAGGAUUGAAGGGACCGGUGUGAUCCUCUCUAUCUUUAGAUCUAUCACUAUUCGAGAUAAGGUUAGCAGGUUGGAGCUUGAUACUUCUUUCAUAGAAAAUACUCUAAAAUUGUGUUGAUGCCAGAAGAGAUCCAGAUCAUACACAAGCAAAUGCUAGCAUGCUUGUGGGCGGCGCAAGACCAUGAACACAAUUAGAAACAUAGCAGACAGAUAAAAGUGAACUAGUGACUGGUGAAGCUGAUGUUGAUCGUCGCGGAUGAGCACGUGGAAGAUGUUAUAGGAUCCUCAAGGUCACCUAGAAUGUUGCUAAAUCUCAUUGGAAGACGUGACAAAAAAUAAGAUAGAAAGAAAAAAAAAGAUAGAAGUGAGUAGCAGAUAUUUUGAGUGGUCAUCGAAAGUUCAUGAUUCAACGGGUGGGACCGGCAGUGAUGACAUUUGCAUAUACUUUUUUGCCCUACUGGCUGGGUCUACAAAAGCUAAUUUCAGGAGCCCAGUCAAUAAAUGUCAUGUAAUACGCAGUAGCGAUGUAGGAAGCACAUCUAUGGACAUUGUUCAACAAGCACAAAUUAAUUUUCAUCGAGACAGAUGGUUUGUUCCUGACGCUGGGCACUAGCUAGCUUACUUUUUAAACUACCGUUCAGACGUGUUUUUAAACACACGCACUGACCUGCGCGCACGCACACACUGAGGCGAGGGAGAGAGAGAGAGAGUGAGUGAGUGAGUAAUGGGCGGUUCAUCAGGCCUUGUGGACUGGAGAGGACGGCCGGUGAACACCAAGAAGCAUGGAGGAGUGAGAGCUUCAAUUUUCAUUCAUGCGCUGGUGCUGCUCAGCAACGUAGCCAACAUUGCCAGUAUACUGAAUCUUGUAAGCUAUCUGCGCGAGGAGAUGCACAUGGAUGUCGCGAGGGCGACGACGAUGGCCAGCAAUUUCUUUGCCGCGCUGCAAAUGUUCUCCAUCCCAGCAGCCUUCCUUGCUGACUCCUACAUCAAGCGUUUCUACACUGUCCUCAUCUUUGGCCCAAUUGAAAUACUGGGCUACAUCCUGCUCGCGGUCCAAGCACAUGUCCCAUCCCUGCACCCACCACCGUGCGUCCCUGGACAAGAGACAAGUACGUGUGAGUCGGUGAGCGGUUCGAACCUGAGCCUGCUCCUCCUGGGUCUCUACCUGAUCCCCAUCGGCGAUGGGGCGGCUCGGGCAUGCCUCCCGGCUCUCGGCGGGGAGCAGUUCGACACGUCGGAUCCCGUAGAGCAGAGGCAGGAGUCGAGCUUCUUCAACUGGUACACCUUCUCCGUCUCGACGGGUGGCUUCGUGGGGCUGGUCUUCAUCGUGUGGGUGGAGAACAGUAAAGGCUGGGACGUAGGCUUCGCCGUCUGUGCCUUGUCCGUGCUCCUCGGGAUGCUGAUAUGGAUUGCUGGCCUCCCGUUAUACAGGAACCAGCUGCCAACUAGUAGCCCCAUCACAAGAAUACUGCAGGUUCUUGUAGCUGCAUUCAAGAAAAGAAAUGUUGCAUUACCGGCCAACCCCAGUGAGCUAAAGCAAAUAAGUCAAGACGACGCCGGUUCCCUCGAGAUUCUGCAUAGAACCGACGGAUUUCGCUGCCUUGACAAAGCAGCGGUGGACACCGGAAGGACCGGUGGCUGGAUUCUCUGCAGCAUAACCCAGGUGGAGGAGACUAAGAUCAUUCUCCGGAUGGUGCCCAUCUUCCUAAGUGCUGUCCUAGGCUACAUCCCGGUGCCUCUCAUCCUCAAUUUCACCGUGCAGCAGGGCAACACAAUGGACACCAGGCUUGGCGCACUUCACAUCUCACCCGCGACGCUAUUCAUCAUCCCUACGCUUUUCCAGAUGGUAAUCCUCGUCGUUUACGACCGGUUCAUUGUCCCGUUCCUUAGACGAAUAACCGGGUACGUGGGCGGUGUCACGCACCUUCAGCGCAUCGGCAUCGGAUUCCUUUCAACCAUAGUGGCCACCGGCGUUGCAGCAAUAGUGGAGGCCAGUAGGAAAAAGGUGGCACGAGACAGUGGCCUUGUGGAUGCUACAGCUGGAAUUCCAAUAUCUGUUUUCUGGCUGACCAUACAGUUCUUCCUGCUAGGCAUUGUGGAUGUCACCUCCUUUGUAGGGCUUCUUGAGUUCUUCUACAGUGAGGCGUCCACGGGGAUGAAGUCUAUUGGGAGCUCCAUCUUCUACUGCAUCCUUGGGGUGUCAGCUUGGUUGGGGAGCCUGUUGAUUCAAGUGGCAAACCGAGUUACAAGACACCGCGAUGGCACGGGAGGCUGGCUUGAUGGGACGAACUUGAACAAGGGGAAACUUGAUCGAUUCUAUUGGUUGUUAGCAGUUCUUGAGCUGGUGUCGCUAUUAGUCUACGUCUUCUUCGCCUCCAGGUAUGUUUACGGGAAUGACCAAAGGGUUGUGGCUGAUGAAGAUAAUAAUACGGCUCCAUCUGAUGGUACCAUAAAUGUGAUCUGAUCAUCAGCAACCAUUUCAAAGUAGAUUUUUCGUCUGAUUGGUUACCCGCGCCAUUUCAUCUUGAAUCACCGCAUGCAUUGACUUUAUUUGAGAUUAUGUUUUGUUGUUUGUACGAGGAAGCCACAGGCUGCAUGGGUGCAUGCAAAAUAAGUCAUUUUGAUACAAUUAACCUGCAUCCACUCAUACGCUCAAAAUUAUCGUAUCUGGCUGGACAGGGCGGUGCUAACCUGGGCAUGGACACACGGCCAUCGUAUCAGCUUAGCAAUAUUAAGCUGGCCAGUUUCAUACUUCCUUUGUUGGUCACAAAUAAGUGAUGAUAUUAACACAGUAUUGGAAAAAUAUAACUUUAACCACGGUUGUGUUGUACUAUACUCUAUUCAUUGUAAAUUAUAAGAUAAUUUGGAUUUUAUCGAUA
This is a messenger RNA of Zea mays, 3557 nucleotides long. Its product is annotated as peptide transporter PTR2. The record is from RefSeq and is a predicted model, not a curated record. The coding region runs from base 1403 to 3142 and encodes 579 amino acids. Gene Ontology annotation, biological process: transmembrane transport. Lineage: Eukaryota; Viridiplantae; Streptophyta; Magnoliopsida; Poales; Poaceae. The transcript has 6 exons. Gene Ontology annotation, cellular component: membrane. Gene Ontology annotation, molecular function: transmembrane transporter activity.